Molecule: messenger RNA, 1179 nt
Organism: Caenorhabditis remanei
Lineage: Eukaryota; Metazoa; Nematoda; Chromadorea; Rhabditida; Rhabditidae
Exons: 4
Coding region: 1-1179 (392 amino acids)
Molecular function (GO): protein dimerization activity
Source: RefSeq, a predicted model, not a curated record
AUGCCAGAGAAGUCAGAACUGCAUUCAAUUUCAGAAUUUUCUCAAUUGCUAGGAAUGUUGUCAGAUCAAAACGAAAACGAGAAAACCAGAAAAGUGAUCAAAGAGAAGGAGAGACGAGAUUACAAUAAUCAGCUACUCGUUGUAUUGAAAAACUUAGUACAAGGCCCACAGGAUAGCAAUUUGAACGUACAUCAAGUGUUGAUAAAAAGCCACCAAACAGUCACUCAACUGCACAAACAAGCAUCAUCAGACCCACAGACUGCCGGAUUUUUGCAAGGGCUUGCCAAAGCUGAAACAAUUGUGAUCAGAUUCAUUGAGUCACUUCAUUUCGAGAAGAAGAGUUGCCAGGAACACAUUAACGUAAUAAAACAGGUGUUUGCGUCUAAAAGUGGUGGCGAAAAGUUGGAAACCGGAGAGGGUUCUUCAUCAUCCUCACCGAAAAUGCGAAGCGAUCAAACUGAUCGGAAAGAAAUAAAGAAGAAUCGUGAGCAGUAUAGACGAGACAGGCAUACCGAGGGUUAUAAUGCAUUGGAAGACUUCAUCACCAAACAAAACCUCCUUCCUCCAAAUCGUGGGAAGCUUCAUAAAAUUGACAUUCUACAAACGAUCAUAAAGUACAUUAAAGAAACAAGAGUCGUCGUUUCCAAUCAGAGUGCCCAACAUCAGUUGCCCAGAACUGUUGGUUUUCUUGAAGGCCUAAAGAAGGGAAAAGAUAUUUCAAUUCAGUUUUUCCAGAGCAACGCGAAUCUCUUCGGUUUUCUACUCUCUCUCAAUGCAUUCUUCGAAUUCAAUGUGAAUCCACAGCCAUUAUUCGGAUUUCCAACUGGACCAGCUGCAAGUCCAUUUCCAGUUCUUCCAGCAGCGGUUCCAAUUGAUGUGCCAGCGGCAAAACCAACAGAAGCACCAGCUCCAGUCGCAGCAAAUUCAGUCCUUGCACAACUGUUACAACUUAUGCUCUCAAACUCGUCCAAAGGCAUCAUCCCACCACUCCCAAUGACUCCAACUAUUCCACAUCCUACUCCAGCUUCCCCAACUGGAUCAAUGGUGACAUCCGAGUCGUCAGCAUCUGACAACUCAUCGCCGUCUUCUAACAACUCAUCUGGAAGCUCAUCCCCCGAACUCACUGACUCUCAGAGCCCAAAAAAAGUUUUCCGCCCAUGGCUUCCAUCAAACUCUUAA